GAAGCCCAGGAGAGUCUCUGGAGGUCACAAAAGCCCUUUCAUUGUGUUCAGAGUCAUCAUGUCUGCUCUCUGUAGGUUUGACACAAAGGGCUUUCAUUGCACCUUGUUUUGGCUAUGGGGAGGGGGUGGUUCUGCUUAGACAAAGCCUCAAAUUGUGAGUGUAACUGAAGAAGGGGUCUGCUGUUAGAGACUAAGAGUUCCCAUGCCAGUCCUUUGUGGAGAUUCCAGGAGUGCAUUUUCUCUGCUUGAUGCUAAGUUUUGGGUUUGUGGUUCUCAUCCAUGACUGGAGGAUGCCCACAUUGGUUAAAUGUAUCCUUUUAACUUUUAGGUCUGGUGGGAAUUUUGAUCUUAUGCUUGGAGUUUUAAGGGUAGAGCACAGUAGACUAGACUGCUGAGAACCCCGGCAUCUUGAAAUGCUUCCUGAGGGAGAAGAGGGCAUAAGGAUUGAGUUGGCCCCAGGAAAUCAGAAAACAGACUAUAUAGGAAAAUAAAGCAGCUUCAGCACUGAUUCAAUUAAAACUCAAGAGGAACUCUGAGCACAGCCAGGAAUGGAGCCCUGGGUUCCUAUUGCAAAGCCUCAGCCCCAAAGAAGGCCUGUAGCACAACCUAAGGGGCUUCACAGGGGUGGCUAUCACAAGUCCAUCAUCCCUCAUUCUCAGCAAAGUGGUGAGAAGUUCUACCAGUGGUCAGACCUUCGAGGGGGCCCUCCACCAUGGCCAAAUCAAUGGGCCGACUACCAGCGGCCAAGCCAUCCAUAUAGGCCAGGGGAUCAGAAUAGGCCUCAUUCUAGGAAUGAGUAUUAUGAAGGUGGUUAUCCCAGUCAGCUCUAUCCCAGGCCAGGAUAUGAGAAUCCAUAUCAGAACCACCCUCCGACAAGCACAAGGGAAGAGUAUACCUAUGGGAGUUAUUAUCAUGGACCCUCACAACUGCUGAAAGAAGAGCGAGUUCCAAGGCAGGGGAGUCCGUACACUAGGCAUGGAGAUUAUAGGGAUCAGAAUCUCUACAGUGACUAUCACGAGGAAAGACAGAGCAGCCCAUUUGGGACAGAUGGUGAAAUUCAGUUUCGGUCUAAGAGUUAUGAUAUGUACAAGGAAAGCCCAGCUUCUGGCUCUGACAGGCAAGAAAGGCCGGAGGAAGAGGACCUGCAGAAUAAUGCAUUGGAAGGGGCCCACACUCAGCUCAAUGAGCUUUCAUUGUCUGGUGAAUCCAGCUUGCUCCAGCAGUAUAAGGAUUCCGGUCUUAGCUCCAGCAGCUAUGAGCUCAGUCAGUACAUGUUGGAUUCCUCUGAUCAGUUUGACUCAACCCCUUUGAAGACCUGGAGUCCUGUUCAGACAGGUGGCAGCAACACAGAAGAUGCGUCAGUUCGUCCUGUGGAUCCCAUGAAGUUCUUCAUCCCUCACACACCUGUGUGUUUUGGGCCAGGAGGUCAGCUGAUUCUGGUGUGCCCCAACCACCCAGCUCACGGGCAGGCAGCACUUGUGGAAGUGCACAGUUUAGAGGUUUUCCUUAAUGACACUGCAGAACAAGAGGAGCUAAGAGCUUUCUCAGGACCGCUGAUCAGGGAAGAUGUGCACAAAGUGGAUGUGAUGUUGUUUUGCCAGCAGAAGGCAGCUUUGAGUUCCAAGGCUGAGACCCCAAGGGGUAGAGACUUGGCCCUUCUCUGGAAGUUGCUGGUUCUCCUCUGUCGACAGAAUGGAUCAAUGGUGGGGUCGGAUGUAGCUGAGCUGUUGAUGCAAGACUGCAAGAGGCUGGAGAGAUAUAAGAGACAAGCUCCUGUAGCUAACCUGAUCAACUUGACCGAUGAUGAUUGGCCAGUACCGAGCUCUGGGACACCCAAUCUCCUCACUGGUGAGAUUCCUCCCAGCAUGGAGACUCCAGCCCAGAUUAUCGAGAAGUUUACUAAACUUCUCUUCUAUGGAAGAAAGAAGGAAGCCCUGGAAUGGGCCAUGAGGAAUCAUUUGUGGGGCCAUGCACUCUUCUUGUCCAGCAAGAUGGACCCAAGGACCUACAGCUGGGUCAUGAAUGGCUUCAUUAGCUCUCUGGCCCUCAACGAUCCCCUGCAGACUCUCUUCCAGCUCAUGUCCGGGAGGAUUCCUCAGGCAGCUACGUGCUGUGGGGACCAGCAUUGGGGAGACUGGAGGCCACAUCUGGCAGUAAUGCUUUCCAAUCAUGCUGGAGACCCAGAAUUGCACCAGCGAGCCAUCAUUACGAUGGGAGAUACCCUGGCGGGGAAAGGGCUAUUGGAGGCAGCUCACUUCUGCUACCUGAUGGCCCAUUUGCCUUUUGGUCACUACACUGUGAAGACAGACCACCUGGUUUUGCUGGGCAGUAGCCACAGUCAGGAGUUUUUGAAAUUUGCAACCACUGAGGCCAUCCAAAGGACGGAAAUCUUCGAAUACUGUCAGAUGUUGGGACGCCCCAAAUCCUCCAUCCCUUCUUUCCAGGUAUACAAACUACUUUAUGCCUCCCGUCUGGCGGAUUACGGCCUCACAUCCCAGGCCCUGCAUUACUGUGAGGGUAUCAGCUCAAUCCUCCUGAGCCAGACGCAGAGCAUCCACCCUGUGCUAUUAGCAGAACUCAUCAAGUUAUCAGAACAGCUGAAGCUGUCAGACCCUCUGCUCUUGGAAAGACGUCAUCGAGGGAAAGAGCAGGAACCUGGGUGGUUGGUAAAGCUUCGAGAAAGGCACCGAGAGCUCAAGUUGGCAAAACAGGCAGAAGAAGACCCUGGUGAUCCUGAUUUCAUUUACACAGAUAUUUUAAAAGCCAGACAGCCAACAGCAGAAAACAACGUUUACCAAGAUCCCCGUCAGGUUCAGGGCUACUCAGAUCCCCUCAGGUAUCCCUCAUCCAUGCAGCUCCCACCUGAGGGAACAGGUCUGAGCCAGCCAAAUCUGCAGCAGCAUCCUCCCUUCCAGCCAGACCUGAAUUCUUCUGGGGAAGGAGCAGGGCAUCCAGGCACACCGGUACCUCUUUAUGCCAGGCCAGAGACAACAAUGACAGCAUCCUCUGUAACAACACAGCCAGAGGAAGAUCGGCAGGUAUACCUGCCCCAGGAGGAUAUUCCAGAAUCUCAAAACUCAUACCAGUACCAGUAUCCUGAGAUUCAAAAGACUCCAUUGGCUCCCAGAGUGCGAGGCAUUUCUGAAAGUUCCACCAUUUCAUGUGAUGAGGAAAAAGAAGACCCCUCUGAUGAUGAUGAAAAGAAAGCUGUCCAAGAUAAUGCAAAGAACAAGAAGGAAUCAGAAAAGAAUGCAAAGGGCUCCGGGUUUGGAUGGUUUGGUUGGUUUCGGUCAAAACCUACUAAGAUGUCUUCUGUGGAAGAGGACUCCUCUGACAGCCCUGACUCUGAGGAGACACCCACCGAAGCUCAGCCUCCCCUGGCUAGCACAAUCCCCUCCAUGUCCUCUAUGCCCUUUUUUCUGCCUCACCCAGGUGCCAACACUGUCUCCAGUCCAGGUGAUGGUGAAAGAAGAGGAUCCAUGAUUAAUAAAAAUCUGCCUUCAAUGGAGGGUUCCCCCCAUGAACUUCCUUUCAAUACCACUGGCCUACCUCCUCCUCCCACCUUAGGAAAUGCUGUCCCUCUCUACAACCCAUCUCAGGUGCCUCAGCUCUACAUGACUACAAGUGUGAAUCGGCCAAAUCGCCUUGCUCAGCGGCGUUAUCCAACUCAAUCAUGACAGGAAUAACUUAGAACAUCCUUCCUGGACUUCAGGAUUUUCUCCCCCAUAGCUGGGACACAAAACAGUGGCGCUGCCUUUAUAUCUGGCCUUUUUUCUUAACCACCUUGUGUCUUGAUCUGUCCUCUUGGGAAGCAAUGGGGGUCCUUAUUACCACAUCAUUAUCUCCACAAAAGACACUGGAAGGCCAGGAGAGUGGCCUGCUUCAUUAUUUGUUGAACUACUUCAGACAAAUAGGAGGGAAUUGCUUCAAAGGGUGUGUGUGGGGAAGCCCUUGGUAUAAAAGCAGACUGUUAGUAAAGAAAAGUGCACUGAAAACUCUCUGAGAUGGUGAUGACUUUCUCAGGAAAGCAAGGAUGCACAGCACCCUUUCCUAGAGUCAUUUAGAAUACCACUUGGCACGGUUAGGAAAUUUACUAUAGAGGAGAAAGAUGGGCAAAUUAUAGAAUAACUUUUUAUCUAUACUAUAAGUGCCAGAACUAAGUUCUUAAGUUGCCAUGUGGUAGAGGCAGCUAGAUGGUGCAAUGGAUAGAGCACUGGUCCUGGAGUCAGGAGUACCUGAGUUCAAAUCUGACCUCAGACACUUACUAGCUGUGUGACCCUGGGCAAGUCCCUUAACUUUGAUUGCCUUAAAAAAGAUGCCAUGUGGUAGAGUGGAUAGAGAGCCAGUCUUGGAGUCAGGAAGACAUAGGUUCAAGUCCUUUCUCUGACACUUAUUAUUUGGGUGACCCUUGGCAAGUGUGAGAUUUAAAG
Dromiciops gliroides (monito del monte) is the source of this 4430-nucleotide messenger RNA. Its product is annotated as protein transport protein Sec16B. The record is from RefSeq and is a predicted model, not a curated record. Gene Ontology annotation, cellular component: ER to Golgi transport vesicle membrane; endoplasmic reticulum exit site. The coding region runs from base 549 to 3677 and encodes 1042 amino acids. Gene Ontology annotation, biological process: autophagy; Golgi organization; COPII vesicle coat assembly. The transcript has 26 exons. NCBI's taxonomy places the organism in Eukaryota, Metazoa, Chordata, Mammalia, Microbiotheria, Microbiotheriidae.